GGUAUACCCACGUAUCCCACGUUGCUAGGUAGACUCGCGGCGCGUAGAACCGAAUCGCGCCAGUAUCUGGACCCAGUGUCGUGGACACUUUCGAAUCACGCUGGCCAAAAGUGGAAAGACGCCCAUUAUAUUAAACGUACUCUAUCAUAGUCGGUGCGACAACGAGCCACGCGCAUUGCAACAACGGUAGCGUCUAGAGAAGACGGGGGUGAUCAAUCCCGAAUUGGAUUAGAGUUCGCCUUCUUUCGGCUUAAAGUCCGCUAAGUCAACGCGGAUCGAGAUUCGGCCAACGAGCACAAGCUGUCGUUUAUCUGAAAAAUUCUAAGGUAUAAUAUAUUCGAGCGCGAAACUCAAUUCGAUUUUGCCCUUAACGGGUCUUUUUUUUUUCUGUCUCUUGCGAUCGUCCUCUGAGCAGCGAUCCUGGGUCAGUUCCUGGGUUAUCGUUUGUCGGCGGUGACAUUGGCACGGCGAUUGAUCAGCACGCGAUGCCAAUUAAGUGACUUCGCGGCCUCCUUCCUGUCGAGACACCUGCCGUGCUCACUACAGGAUAGAAGGAAGUUCUAUCACGGAGGGGUGAAUCAUAACGAUAGAUCGAAAUGGCGUUCGCGUGGCAUCUAAUAUCAAUAUUUUUCUUAAUGGUCACCUGGGGUGAACCUUGUACGGAGUACGGAUGUCCAGGGCGGCCGCAGUACGAACCCUUCGUACCCGCGCCUCCAGGACUCACCCCCCAAUGCGCGCCACCGGGGCAGACCUUCUGCGAGACCCCAGAUCAUUAUCCUCGACAACUCAUCAAGUUCCUCGUCGACAAAUGCAGCUUCGACUUUAACACCGCGCUGCAAGAUGAAUCCCGCGACGAUUUUAACGCUUACAGUUCUCCACCGGAUUAUAAUCAAGGCUAUGAUUAUCCACGACAAGACGAUAGUCAAUUAUACUCGCAGUUUCCUCUUGGAGGAGAACCAGCUCCAGUGUAUGGACCUCCAUCUAAUAGUAGUCGUUAUCAUGGCUACAAAUAUUCUGCACCGCCAUACUCGCAAAGAAAUCCUUUCCUUCCGGGAGUAACGCUGAAGUAUCAUCACGACGUCCAACGACAAAUCGAGCGUGCUCAUUCGCAAGAAUCCGUAAACGUAUUUGAGUCGAACCAAUCGUGGCUGACGAAUAGGUAUUCGCGAGGUGACAAGAUAGCACCGCGAAGUUACAGCGUAAACCCGUUAUUGGGAUACGCGAAACUUAAGGGCGACCGAGUAAAGAGGCAGUCGAAUUCGGAAAUCAUCUCCCUGUGUCCCACACGAGCCCAAUAUAUCGCUCCCCGAGCCGCUUUGAACAAACAGGGUAACUGGAUGUAUGUUGUUAAUAUUCCUGAACAAAACAAGUAUUCGCAGCUCGUCAGAAGCGAGAAAUGUUUAAAUGACGUGUGCGACGGUAUAUGCUCCAUCCCGGAGGGGUACAAGAGUAGAUGCCAGCAACAAUUCGUGCAAAAGAGGCUAGUCGCGCUCGAGGGAAGCGGAAAUCGACUUUACACCGACUUAUUCUGGUUUCCACAUGGUUGCUCGUGCCAGAUCAUACCGAAUUUCUAAGGAUACUGCGACUACGGCGUUGUGCUGUGAGCGUGAAAGGGUUAAUUUCAGGGGGGGUGAGCGCUAUUAAACGCGGCCGUGCACGUCGUUCUCUUCACGAUUGUAAUUCUGCGACAUAGAGCGCGCCUGGCAACAGCAUUGAAAGUGGAUACCGAUAAUGUAGUGUUCUAUGAACGGUGUGUACCCGAGUAAAAGUGUGUAUCGCGACACGUAUUAUCAACGGUGUGAGGCAGAGGCGGAUACACGUUGUCAGUUUAUCGUUAAUUGCCAUUGUUAAUUGCGAAUCACGAACAGCAUAAUUCUGUUAAAUGCGUCACUGAACGUAUUCAACGUGUUUCUCUGCGGUUAAUAGAUGGAAAAUCUUUCAGCGAGAGAUGUCGGUAUACCGAUAUCAUUACUCGCAUCGUACAUUUAAA
This is a messenger RNA of Trachymyrmex septentrionalis, 1990 nucleotides long. RefSeq lists its product as uncharacterized. Gene Ontology annotation, biological process: central nervous system formation; regulation of Toll signaling pathway; innate immune response. Lineage: Eukaryota; Metazoa; Arthropoda; Insecta; Hymenoptera; Formicidae. The record is from RefSeq and is a predicted model, not a curated record. The coding region runs from base 597 to 1574 and encodes 325 amino acids. Gene Ontology annotation, cellular component: extracellular region. Gene Ontology annotation, molecular function: Toll binding; growth factor activity. The transcript has 7 exons.